Messenger RNA from Raphanus sativus (radish), 1234 nucleotides. RefSeq names its product FHA domain-containing protein FHA2. The record is from RefSeq and is a predicted model, not a curated record. NCBI's taxonomy places the organism in Eukaryota, Viridiplantae, Streptophyta, Magnoliopsida, Brassicales, Brassicaceae. The transcript is spliced from 3 exons. The coding region runs from base 140 to 1081 and encodes 313 amino acids. Gene Ontology annotation, cellular component: nucleus. Gene Ontology annotation, molecular function: protein binding; sequence-specific DNA binding. Gene Ontology annotation, biological process: regulation of ribosomal protein gene transcription by RNA polymerase II.
UUCCCCAAACAGAUCACUCCCAGUUUCAGAACACUAUCACACGAUUCGCAAACCCUAAAUUCGACACUCCCGUCCCUCUCUCUCUCGAUCCCUCCGUCGCUCGAAUCGAAUCAAAAUCACCGGAGACUUUCACAAGGCCAUGGCUUCCGCCGUAGGAGGAGGAGGAGGCAGCGACGUAGAGGUCGGGUUCGCGAAGCUCCAAGGCGAGGAUUUCGAGUACUACAUGCAGUCCUACUCCAUCAUGCUCGGGCGCAACUCCAAGAAAUCGACCGUCGACGUCGAUCUCUCCUCCCUCGGCGGCGGGAUGAACAUCUCCCGCAACCACGCCCGGAUAUUCUACGACUUCACGCGGCGGAGGUUCUCCCUCGAGGUCCUCGGGAAGAACGGGUGCUUCGUCGAGGGCGUGCUGCAUCUCCCAGGGAACCCUAACGUCAAGCUCGACUCGCAGGAUCUGUUGCAGAUUGGGGAUAAGGAGUUUUACUUCCUGUUGCCGGUUCGGAGUAUUUUGGGUGGGCCGUUGGGUCCUAGGCAUCAUCAUGUCUCCGGUGGGGUUGUUCCGUACCAGAGUUAUCAUUCGGGUGGGGGUUCCGGGUCGGGUAAGAAGAGUGGGAGGAGUAGAGAGUUUUAUGAGGAGGAUGAUGAAGAGGAGGAGGAUGUUAGGGGGAGUGGGAAGAAAGCUAGGAGAGAUGGACAUGAUGAAUAUGCUUCCACUGAGAAGAAGAGAGAAGGGAGAACAAAGAUAGAUCGUGAAGCUGAUGAUCUGCAAGUUUUGCAGCUGGAGGAGAAGGAUGUUGUGUCAUCUGUUGCCACUGUGCUCUCUGAUUUGUGCGGUCCUGGAGAUUGGAUGCCUAUGGAGAAACUUCACUCGGUGAUAUUAAAGAAGUAUGGAAACAUAUGGCAUCACAGUCGAGUAAGAAGGUAUCUGGCACAAGAAGACUGGGCAAUCCCUGAAGCAAACGGUAAACCGUGGUACGGUUUGCUGAUGCUGCUGAGAAAAUACCCGGAACAUUUCGUAAUCAACACUAGAUCCAAAGGAAGAGUUACGCUAGAAUUUGUAUCCCUUGUCUCCCUACUCUCAUGAACACUGUAAUCACCAACAUGAUUGUGCUUGUUUCUGUUCUGCUAUGCGGUGGAUUAUUGUUAUUAAAUAUCUUUUGAUUUCUCCCACGAACUGAGUGUACAAACGGGGUUGCCUUAAGCUUUUCUAUCAUAUCGUUGAUUACGUUAUCUUUGA